Messenger RNA from Apiotrichum porosum, 900 nucleotides. RefSeq lists its product as uncharacterized. The record is from RefSeq and is a predicted model, not a curated record. The transcript has 7 exons. Gene Ontology annotation, cellular component: mitochondrion. Gene Ontology annotation, molecular function: guanine nucleotide transmembrane transporter activity. NCBI's taxonomy places the organism in Eukaryota, Fungi, Basidiomycota, Tremellomycetes, Trichosporonales, Trichosporonaceae. Bases 1 to 900 code for a protein of 299 amino acids.
AUGUCUCCCUCUGGCGACUUCAAGAAGGAGUCGGGCACCGCCCGUAUCCUUGGCUCGGGUACUUCGGGUAUCGCUGAGCUCAUGGUCUUCCACCCCGUUGACACUGUCGCCAAGCGUCUCAUGUCGAACCGCGGCCACGUCAACAUGGGCAACCUCAGCACCGUUCUCUUCAAGGACGCUGCCACCGCCCCUGUCCUCAAGAAGUUCAUCUCUCUUUUCCCGGGCUUGGGAUACGCAGCGGGCUAUAAGAUUGCACAGCGCGUCUACAAGUUCGGUGGCCAGCCGUACUUCCGUGACAUUAUCGACAACAACUCUGGUAGCUGGUUCCGCGACACAUUCGGCAAGAAGACCGGUGGUAUGCUGAUGCACGCCACUGCCGGCUCGCUCACCGGUAUCGGUGAGGUUGUCCUCCUCCCCCUUGACGUCCUCAAGAUCAAGAUGCAGACCAACCCCGACGCUCUCAAGGGCCGUGGUAUUGUCAAGCUCAUCACCGAGGAGGGUAUCGCUUCGCUCUACCGCGGCUGGGGCUGGACCAUGGCCCGUAACGCUCCCGGCUCGUUCGCUCUCUUCGGUGGCUCGGCUCUCACCAAGGAGCACCUCUUCCACCUUUCCGACUACUCGCAGGCCACCUGGUCGCAGAACUUCGUUGCCUCGAUUGCCGGUGCCGUCGCCUCGAUCACUGUUGCCGCUCCCCUCGACGUCGUCAAGACCCGUAUCCAGAACGCCAACUUUGGCUCCAACGUCGGCGGUGCUGCCAUUAUCCGCGAGAUGGUCGCCAAGGAGGGUAUCACCUCGUUCUUCAAGGGUCUUACUCCCAAGAUCCUCGUUGUCGGCCCCAAGCUCGUGUUCUCGUACACCCUUGCCCAGUCGCUCAUCCCCUUCUUCGGCAAGUACGUCUAA